Egretta garzetta (little egret) is the source of this 6073-nucleotide messenger RNA. It is a transcript of the gene PPP1R2, whose product is annotated as protein phosphatase 1 regulatory inhibitor subunit 2. Gene Ontology annotation, biological process: regulation of signal transduction. The record is from RefSeq and is a predicted model, not a curated record. Lineage: Eukaryota; Metazoa; Chordata; Aves; Pelecaniformes; Ardeidae. The coding region runs from base 1871 to 2479 and encodes 202 amino acids. The transcript has 8 exons. Gene Ontology annotation, molecular function: protein phosphatase inhibitor activity.
UCUGCGCGGGAGAAAGCGAGGGCGGCCCGAGCGGGGGCAGCGGGGGAGCUGUGGUCCGAACUCGCUGGGGAAUUACCGAGAGUGCGGUGUGGCACCGGAGAGAGCGGCUGCGAUUCUUCCCUGUUUGGGAAUCGUUAGCACAAGCAGUAUUAGUAAAUGCUCCUUCAGAAAGACAAGACGGAGAGGCUUUAUGGUUGCUGCAAGGACGGUUUACAGUUUGGGAAAUAGGCUUGGCCGUGGGAAAUUUGUUCUCAGCCUUCUCAAAGGUAGCUUAUUUCUCUGUAACUAGAAGCGUCUCCCUGGGGAGAGGACCUCUCCUAGGCUGACGCAUAGGUGAGAUGUAUUCUUGGUUGUGCGAGAUUCAUCUGUAAAGAUCUUCACCCUUGAGGGUGUACACUGGCCAUGGCGGUUUGUCUUUUGAAUGACAAGAAAAUUUGGUUUAAUUGUAAUGUGCUGAGUUAGUCCAAACAUGCAAGAAGUGGCCUUUAGCCAGCCAGCAGCUGCCCUUGACCAGUAAGAACUGUUGCACUUCAGCACCCAGUAUCUGCUGCCUGACGUUGUUCUGAGACUCCAUCACAUCGUGAUGACCUGGAUUUGACCUGAACCUUUACGUUUCUAGAAUGGCUUUUGAUGCUUUUCUUCAUUUGGGACCUUGCUCUUGCAAGCAGAGAAAUAAUGGUAAAAUAAAAUGGACAUGCAAUUUUUUUUUGCGUUAUGGCAAUAUCCCUUUCCUCUUUGCCUAGUUAAGUCAUGGAUAUAGUCUAAAGUCAGCAAGGUAAGAAUGAAAAGGUUUUGGUUUACUGUGUUGCCUGUGUUAGCUGCUCCUGCUUUCCAGGGAGAAAUUGUUGCAACUGAAGGAAUGUGACGGUGUUUUUAAAGGAGGUGAAUGUAAGUAGCGAUAUGCUAUGCAAAUGUGAUUUUUUUUUUUCCUGGUCUUUAGUUUUAAUAUAACUUAGCACAAGGUGUUUGCUACCACACCAGACAUAAAGUAAAACUGGCUGUUGGUAGCCUCUGUUUCAUUUUCUGCAGUCUCUUUUGUAUCAUUUUGAAGAAUGGUCAGAAAUUGGAGUACAAACUGAUGAGCUGAGUAUAUGGCGUAUUGGUUAUAGUACACAGUAAUUUCUUGCAAAGCAUUUAAGUGGGCAGGAGUACAGCUUCUAUUUCCUGUUCACCGAUGUGAGUCUAUUAAAGUCCAUUAGAUUAAUUCUGAAAUUGCUUUGCAAGGUAAAGUUUAUUGGCUAGACCUGGCUGGAUGCAUUGGAAGAUUUCCUGGAGAGAUCAGCAUAUGGUAUUUAAAGCUGGUUUGUGUGCAGCUAUUAUUUUUGGUUCAUUUAAAUCAGUGUUAUUUCUGAUUUCAGAAAAAUAAUUCUGUACUUAAGAAUGAUAAGCAGUACAGCUGUGACUUUCCUUGAAGAUUGAAAAUUAGUUUAUAAAAUAAGGUAUCUCUUUUCUUCGUGCAUCUCCAGCAGCAGCCUCUCUGCUUGUCUCUGAUGUUGACAUUCAGAUCUGAAUACCUUUAAAAAUAGCUGCAGAUGAAAGAGCUCAUUGUGUCAGCUGUCAUGUUUUAAGGAACCAUGUUCAGUAGAGCUCUCAUGUAUUUGCAUCAUUACUGACCUUGCACUGUUGUUAAUGAUGAUAAAAUUCUUUGGAAAACUUCCUUAAUGAAAAUAUGAUGCAAGAGGGAAGCUUGUGAAACUGGGACACUGCUGGAACUGCAUCCUAAGAGCUGAGAUCACGGUUUAAUGGUAGAUAUGUUCCCAGCUUUUGUGGUAUACAGGAGCCCUACAACAUAAAAUACUGCAAGAGCCUGUGAAUGAUCUGAUCUGGCACUUACAAAGUAACUAGUAAAAAAUCCCAGAAGUGGGAUGAAAUGAACAUCAUAGCUACGUACCACCCAGCAGGCAAAGAUUAUGGCUUGAUGAAAAUAGAUGAGCCGAGUACUCCUUACCACAGCAUGGUAGGAGAAGAUGAUGAGGACGCAGUGAGUGAUUCAGAAUCAAAUGAACCCUUAAAAGCAGAUGUGUUAAGUAAAAAACUGGCAGCUGCAGCUGAAGGUAAAGGACCCAAGAUUAUAGCAAAGCAGGAGGAAAGCAGUGAGGAGGAGGAAGAGGAUGAAGAAUUAACACCUGAAGAACGAGAGAAAAAGAAACAGUUUGAAAUGAAGAGAAAAAUGCACUACAAUGAAGGACGAAACAUCAAACUGGCAAGACAGCUCAUUGCAAAAGAACUACAUGGUGAAGAAGAGGAUGAUGAUGAGGAUGAAGAGAUGCAUGAUGCUGCAGAUGUAGAAACAAUGAAUACAGAAGCUACUGAACAUGCUGCCAUCUAUCUGCACUCUGCUGUAAAACAGAGGCAACUCCGCUCCCCAGCUGCAUUCUCCAGUGGAAGGAAGGCACACCUUUGCAGCAUUUUUCCAUCUCUAUUGUUGAAGUCCAUUCCACCUUGCCUCAUAACCAGCUUCAGAGCCACGACUGACUGAGAUUUCUUGCUGAUUGAAAUGAAGAUGGCCAGUCCAGUCAGUGAUGCACAUGCUACUCGUGACCAGCUGGAAAGUAGAGUACACAGCAUAGAAGAAAUCUGUCCAGAACUGUAACUGCUUGUCAAAGACACAAAUACAAACAUCGCUUCAUGAUUUUCGCAAUUAAGGCUCUUAAAUAUUGAGAAGCAUAUCAGUUAAAAUGUUGUAUUGCCAAGAAUGUUAAUUUUAGACUUGUCCAUUAGGCAGAGAAACCUGUCUAAUUGAUUGAUUCUUGUGCCUAGUAUUUCAUGAAGAAUACUGCUUCAUAAUCUGUUCAGCCAGAAUGGCAUUCCCUGUAUGUGUACCGCUGAUUAUCUUGCAUAUGUACUGUUACUCUUCAUGCUUUGCAACAGACAGUAUCUUUUGGUUUUUCACUAUUUAUUUGACAGUGUUCUAGGUGUGGUAUCUCUUAUGGAAAGGUUCGGGAUUCAAGAGCCAAACGGUACAGCAUAUAUCAGAUUGACAUGCAAGCUAUUUAUCAGAUGUGUUAAGCAGUUUAAAAAGGGAUUAUUUAAGUCUUACAACUUUUUGUGUAAAAUGUUGACCUGUUAAUUUAGACUUCAGUACGUUAUUACUUGUACUUUCCCAGUCCUUACCAGAAGAGCUGUAUUAUUUUUUAAGAGUGGUGUUUGGAAUCAGUUGUUAGUUUCCAACUAAGGCAGUACUAAUGUCUGGUGAAGGAAAUGUUUUUACACUGGAAAUGUGCUAACUUGAACUUUGCAUUUAACUGUCAUUCUCUCUUACAUUGCGACUGGAUGUUUUAUGGAGCUCUCUUUGGCUUAUGGUGAGAACAUGGAAGUUCCCUCCAACUUUUCUCUUAAAACCACACCCACUGUCACUCUUCUGGCUUGUUUCAAACUUUUGGUCCUUUCCAGUUGCAUGAAGAGUGCUUGUGCUACUAGCACCUGAGGAAAAACACCCAACCAUGAGCAAAUCCACAUCAGGACUGCGAAGAUGAGCUGAGUUUAGGCUCUGGCUGUUCUUUAUCUAAAGAUCACUGCUGAUGAUCUCCUACUCGUUUGGGGUUGGUAACCUGAAAACGACUGGUCUAAAUCUUCCUGCAUCCAUUGUACCUUACAGCAGAUGCUUUUGUAAAAUGAAGGCUGUUUGGAAGAACAGAAGGGAAACUGCCUAAUGAAAUACUUGUUUACAGUGUGGUUGUAUAGCCCCUGUAAAGAGGGAUUCUGAACCUCCAAAUUGCUGUAAACAACUUCCCACUCGGUGGAUUUUGACUGGUGAAUGUUCCAGUAUUCAGAGUAGUUCCUGGGUUUUAUUACACAAAUGAAGUAUAUACUUAAGCUUUAGCUUGGUUAUGGGAUACAGUGUAUAUCUUAACUUUGAUCUGAAUUUGAUACGUUGCAAAAAUCCAUAUAAUUAUAUGGAUCUAUUUUAAAAUGUCUUUUUGUCCACUGUAUAUGUGAAGUUUGAAUAAAGGAAUGAAAGUUAUUUUACAGUUAUAUGCAUUCUCAAGUGUGAGCUUUCAUGAAAUCCCAGAAAGAGUGAGAGUGAAUAAGGCAAUAGGAUGCUGUGCUUCGAAAGAUUUAUACAGGAAUAAUUAAUUAGAAUGGAUGCAUUGCCAAAGAUACCUCUGAGUUGUGCUAAUUGGAUGUGGUAGCGUGCCUUUUCCCAACUAUCUCCUCUCCUUAGUAGGUAACAGGGUUGUCAGUUCUGGGCUAUUUACUCUUCUAAGGGCCUGAAUCAGGAUUAAUAGCAUCUUUUAACAAGAAAGAGUUGAACUCUUGAUUCAGUCUAGUGUGGUAAUGCUAACUUUUCAAUAUGGAGAAUGCUAUUUCUUCUUGUAUUGAACAUGGUCACUUCUGUAGAAUAAACAGGGGCAAAGAGUAAGCAUUUAGAUACUUUUGACUCCUAAAGUCACUUAGUGUAGCUUUAAAUUUGGCUCCCAAGAAUAGGAUUUCAGAACUUCAAGUCUGUACCCUUCAUAUACCAGCUUGCAGUGUUUAGACUGUUGGAAUGUCUGCACUGACCUGUACUUCAAACUGGCAGGCCAAUGGCCUGGUCUGCCCCAGCGAGGGCAGUUAAGUCCUACUGGGAGUGGCAGCGCUCCACAAAGCUGUGUUACAUCCAGACUGGAGCGUGAAUGGGCCAAGAUUUGACCAAUGUAUACGGGUAAUGCAGAUACCUCUUUUACAGCAUUGCAGAAGAUUACUUGUGCUUUGGGAUAAGUGGGUACUUUGUACCUGCAAUUGUAGAAUUGUAGAAUCAUUUAGGCUGGAAAAGACCUUUAAGAUCAUCAAGCUCAACUGUUAACCUAGCACUGCCAAGUCCACCACUAAAGCGUGUCCCUCAGUGCCACAUCUACACAUCUUUUUAAAUACCUCCCGGGAUGGGGACUCCAUCAGAAGCAGCUCUUACAUGAGCUGAUGUCCUGCCCUCCUUCCCUCCCAUUUUCUGUGUUCAAGAUCUCAUUUUCAUUUUGGUGCUCAGUGGGGGGAUUUUGUACUCUCCAAUGCCUACAAAGUAUUUUGUAUAAGAAACAAAAAAACCUGUUGCUAACUUCCAGUGAAGACCUUUCCUGUUAAUGGCUUCCAGAAUCCUGGAUGAAAUGGGUAUGUAGUAUUGAGGGAGGUACAGUAUGCGUAAAUGCAUGAAGCUGGCUUUAAGUAACCCUCAGGAUGUGUAGUAGGCCCCUUCAUCUGUCAGAUGAUUUUGAGCUGUCUGGGAGAUCUCCAUUUUUGCAUGCCACCAAGCCCCCAAGCUUUAGUUAGAUGCCUGUUAGAACUUGUACUGUACUAAAGGCUUUGUUCUCCUCUUCAUUCUCUUCAGUGCUAGCAAAAAUUCUGUUCACGCUGCUUCAUCUUGCUCACCUGGAGUGCAUCCCAAUGUACCUAAAGCUGCUUUUAACUGAAAGGCUGGUUUGCUUGAUUCUUGUUUUUCCAGGCUUACACCCUCAUGCAUUUUAACAGUUAAAAUAGGCAAGUUUGCUUUGCGGUAGCUACAAUACUCUAUAUAGCUUUUUUUUUUUACUGAAGGGGUGUCUGAUUUUCUUCUCUUCUGGAAAUGUCAAUUACAGUUCCCUGCUGAGUGGGGACAAGAGAAUAAAUGCCUUUUUUAAAUUUGAUGGAGACUUGGCUUGCGUGCAUAGCUUAAUCUUGGGAUGCAUAUGGGGAAGGCUCAUUCGUACAGUAGAGUGAUACAAAGAGGAAACAAAAGACAUGCAGCCCUCACUAAUAUGGACAUUUUGCUCCACAGCAUUGUAAUUGUGAAGCUUCCUGCACAGGUUUAAGUCCUCAAGCUGCAUCCCCUUUAGAGAAAAUAUUUUCCAUAUGCUUCCAUUAGGAAGAUCACUUGCAAAUAAGAGCCUUAACUUCAUCUUUAAAGUUUUUUUUCUGUCCUUGAAGUUUCUUUCACACUGAGUUGUACACAGUUCAUGGAAAUUGCAAAUAUUUUUUCCACAGCUGGCUCUCUGGUGUUAAACUUGUGUAUCUUACCAGAACUCUUUGUUUCUGUAACAUGCUUUUUGUGGUGUUUAUUAUGAUACCACCUCACAAAUGUAAUUAUUCUGUUUGAAACCAGUGUUAAGUGUCACAACGUAAA